This is a messenger RNA of Bolinopsis microptera, 942 nucleotides long. RefSeq names its product coiled-coil domain-containing protein 34-like. The record is from RefSeq and is a predicted model, not a curated record. NCBI's taxonomy places the organism in Eukaryota, Metazoa, Ctenophora, Tentaculata, Lobata, Bolinopsidae. The coding region runs from base 9 to 758 and encodes 249 amino acids. The transcript has 3 exons.
UGCAGGACAUGACCAGUACUGAGUACACUAAUUCUGAGGCGGCUAAGCAGGAUUUUGAGAAGAGCUUGUCGAGUUCCACCCCAAAACACUCAGCCAGCGUGAGAUCACGCAAGACUGGCUCUGUGGCAUCUGACACUGAAAACUCCACUUUCUACAAAGAGGUUCUCCCAGACCAGCCAGAGACAGAAUGGGAGAGAUGGAUUCUGAGGAAAGCUAAGGAGCUGUCUUUCUCUCAGGAGCGUGAAAAAGAGAAUAGAAAAGAGGAGCGAAGAAAAAGAAGGGAACUUAAACGUGCAAACCGUGAUAAGUUGAAGAUGCAGGAGAAAGUUAUAGAAGAUUGGAAGGCUAAGAAAUUGGAAGAACACAAGGAAAGAGUAGUGGCAGAACUUGAGAAACAGAGAGAAGACAAAGAAAAGAAGGCUUUUGAGAAAGAGGAAAUACUGGAGAAAUCAGUUUUAGCUCGAAAGGAAUGGAAACAGAUAAAAACCGAAAAAUUAAAGUAUUGUGAAGCUAAAAAAAUUGCCGAGGAAGAAAAAUUAGCUCGUUUGAAGGAAGAACGGAGGAUAAAAGCGAAACAGAAAUACGAAGAUUGGUUAAAAAACCACCAACCAGUACCCUCCAAUAAACCAGCUAACAGGCCUAAGACUUUGUCAGAUGUGUACAGCAGUCCAACAAGUAGACCAAACACAGCGCCUUGGGUCAAUGGGACUGAUAUUUCUUAUGAGAAGGUUAAAGUUCUGUACACGCCCUUUUUAUAAGGGUGAUAUCCAGGACUAUUAAAAAAUCACACUGUACAUAAUAUAUAUAACAUAAUAUUAUAUAAUAUACUCAAAUGUGUUACCUGUUUUGCAAAGUGUUAAAACUAGGAGCUAUUCAUAAAGCAGUUCAAAGUAAACGAUCAACGUAAUCGCCCAACUUUAAGUUUCAUGUGUAACAAUCAUC